GUGCUUUGUUAAUCACCGGUUAACCGCGAAGUAUGUAAAUUUCUACGAAGGGGCGUAAACGUUCCCACCUCUAUAAAUCAUUAACCCCGCGAUCCACCGAACAUCAGUAGCCCGCCGGUGAUUCAGAAUUAUCUUUGGUGUCAUUUUAUAACCCCGGCGACGACUACGUGUUAUUUUAUAAGAAGAUUUUUUCCCGUUUUUGUACCAGCGAGUCAAAAUGAUCGUUAAUGGUUCAGUCGUAUUGUUCGUAGUUGCGAUGUUUCUCCAGCAUUCCCAUUGUAAACCAACGCAUCGAUUCGUUAGAGAAAUUAGCAACGAAGAUGAGCCUAGGAUCAAUAGAAUUAAAGAAUUUCUUAGCCAGAUACAAGGAUAUGGAUCAUUUGGCUCUACAUCUCAAUCACAAUCGUCUUCAACACCAACACAUCAGCCAGAUUCAUCAACAUCAUACCAGCCAGAUUUAUUAACAUCAAAUCAACAAGAGACCGCAGCUGGGCCUGAACCGGAAGAAACUAAGGUACAGCCUUCCAUAAUUGCUAGAGACGGAAGCACUUCAUCGACUGAAUUCCCAUCCUAUACAAAUUACAUGCCGAGUCAAUUAAGUCAAUAUCAAAAUCAAAUUCCCAACCCAAGUCAAUUUAGCCAGUACCAGAACCAAAUACCUCAAUCGAUAAACCCAGCUCAUUACUUGAAUUCCAAUUCUGCAGGUGGAUCAAAUACAGGUCAAGGUCGAUAAAAAAUGUCGACAUACAUCAAAUAAACAUUGAUAAGAUAAAGAUAAUUUCGAAAAAAAAAUGUAUACAGAAAAAUAAACAAAUCUGAAUUUUUA
Molecule: messenger RNA, 826 nt
Organism: Rhopalosiphum maidis (corn leaf aphid)
Lineage: Eukaryota; Metazoa; Arthropoda; Insecta; Hemiptera; Aphididae
Exons: 2
Coding region: 218-733 (171 amino acids)
Source: RefSeq, a predicted model, not a curated record